AGCCAACUAAAUGACCCGGAAGUGAAAUGCUUGAAUUAAUAGUGUCCGUCUACUGUGGGCUCUGUGUGUAUGGUUCCAUCUGAACAGGGGCCACUGGUGCCCCACCUUUAACAGACAGCAUGGAACCUCGUCACGGGAUCAUGAAAGCCUUCCCCAAAGUUAAAAGGGCCAGAGUACUACAGGGAAAGGAUGUACCCCCACUAAAGAAGAAACCUGAUGAAUGUGAAGUCACAGGAAACACUUUUAACGAUGUCACAGUGUACAUCCUGCCCUCUGGAAUAGGAAAUGCCAGAUGCCAGAUCUUUCAAAGACAAAUUCAGCAGAAUGGAGGACAGACAGAAAGUUCACUGUGUCCCGGUGUCACUCAUGUUGUUGUAGAUGACAGCAUGGACAGUGACAGGGCUCUGCGCUUACUGAAAGUGGAUUGUAUGCCCUCUGGAGUCCAACUGGUGAAGUGCACUUGGGUGAGCUUGUGCAUUAGUGAGAAACAACUGCUAGACGUCAGCAGCUACAGCCUUCUUUUACCCAAGAGGGACUCUGAAACACAACGUGAAAAUAUGAAAGAAGAGUUGCCAAAUGUCAAACCUGCUGCAGAUGCUAUUGUAGAGCCAGAGUCUCAUCAAACCAAACAAGGGGAGACCUUAGACAUGGCAGCACCAGGUACCAAAGAGGAACCGCGAGGAGAAGAAGAUGAUGUCUCUCAGAGAGACCUGGAAGCGCUCAUCACUGGACAACACCCCAAAGAGGAGACUCCUGGCCCAAGCCUCAACCCCAGUACAGACGCUGCUGCUCAGAAAGCGAUUCCGGGGAAGUGGGUCUGUGCCCAGUCCUCACAGUCCAAAAGUAAUAACUUCAACAAGCACAUCACAGACAAACUAGAAGUGCUGGCUAAGGCCUACACACACCAGGGGGACAAGUGGAGGGCGCUUGGCUACUCCAAGGCUGUCAACGCGCUGAAGAGUUACCACAAGCCUGUUACAUCAUAUCAGGAGGCUUGUCAGAUUCCAGGAAUCGGAAAACGAAUGGCCGAUAAAAUUGAUGAGAUAAUGGAGAGUGGUCAUCUCCGGAAGCUAGACCACAUCGGGGAGGCUGUGCCAGUACUGGAGCUUUUCACUAACAUUUGGGGUGCAGGAGCAAAGACUGCGCAACUGUGGUACCAGCAGGGAUUUCGCACUUUGGAGGACAUCCGCACAAAAGCCCACCUGAACAGCACUCAGAAAAUAGGACUCAAGCACUACGAUGACUUUCUAGACCGUAUGCCCAGAGAAGAAGCAGCAGCCAUUGAGAAAGUGGUAAGGGAUGCCGUCCAGGCUAUAGAUCCAGGCCUGGUGGCAAUGGCAUGUGGCUCCUACCGUCGGGGAAAAGCCACAUGUGGAGAUGUUGAUGUGCUUAUAUCUCACCCUGAUGGCAAGUCCCACAAGGGCGUUUUCAGCAAAGUGUUACAGACCCUCCAUGACAGUGGGUUUUUGACAGAUGACCUGGUGUCACAUGAGGAGAAUGGAGAGCAGAAGAAAUACAUGGGUGUGUGCCGCCUCCCAGGACCCGGCCACCGCCAUCGGAGGCUGGACAUCAUCAUCGUGCCCUACAAUGAAUUUGCCUGUUCUCUCAUGUAUUUCACUGGGUCGGCACACUUUAACCGCUCAAUGAGAGCCCUGGCAAAGACAAAAAACAUGAGUCUAUCAGAGCACUCGUUAAACAAAGACGUGAUGCGUCAGGGAAACUUGAAGGUGUAUGGCGGCACUCCACUUCCUACGCCGACGGAAAAGGAUGUUUUUAGUCUUUUAGGCAUACCAUACAGGCAGCCUCAUGAAAGGGACUGGUGAUGAUUUUCCAAUUAUAAUGCCAUGUCUGGUUUUAUAGAAAAAUAAUGAUGAUGAUGAAUGAUGACAACGAGAAACUGCAAUUAUGCUCAAACAACCAAUUAUAAGAAUGUUUUACUGCUCCACAGAUCACAUAUGAGCCCUGUUUGACUUGAAUGCUAAUUUUAUUCCACAGAUAAAAUGGUAUGCCCACUCACAUCUCAAAAACAACAUAUUUUCUCACUUAAUCUUCAUUAUAUCUGUCCCAUCAGGUUGUUUACACUGGAUAUGCUGAGGUUUUCAAAAUGUUCACCUCUGAAACUUCCACUGCGAGCCCAAUAUAACACAGUGAGUGGAGUUUGGUUGUUAAUUUCUAGAGCCUUUAAAAAUGGGACGGUUUCUUUAGUAGAAGGCAGCUGGAUUAAGCUAGGAACACUAUUAAAAAUAUGUUGUUGUGAAGUUUUUAUUAUACAAAGUUUUUUGAGGAAAGUUUCAAAGGUGCAUAUCUCCAAAUCUCAGCAGGUAAAUACCAGACUAUCUGCGGAGCUAGAUGCCAUUAGAGGAAAGUGAAAAAAUAGGUGAUUGUGCAAGUUGAGUGAACUGCCCCCUUAAUGACAUUUUAAUGUAAGUGCUUGAUACAAAAUAUUUUAUGACAGAUCAGUAAUGAUAAUAAAGC
Messenger RNA from Toxotes jaculatrix (banded archerfish), 2475 nucleotides. It is a transcript of the gene poll, whose product is annotated as polymerase (DNA directed), lambda. The transcript has 9 exons. Gene Ontology annotation, cellular component: nucleus. Gene Ontology annotation, biological process: double-strand break repair via nonhomologous end joining. Gene Ontology annotation, molecular function: DNA-directed DNA polymerase activity; DNA binding. The coding region runs from base 120 to 1823 and encodes 567 amino acids. Lineage: Eukaryota; Metazoa; Chordata; Actinopteri; Toxotidae. The record is from RefSeq and is a predicted model, not a curated record.